CAGCGGAGAGUCUGAUAGCUUCUUGAGGUUCAGAGAUCACACAAACAGUCGGUCAUGUGCUCUCGUUGGAACGACUAGCUCGAUUUAGUGCUAAGUGAGGGGUUGAAAUCAAGUUCAUUUUGGGUGACUUUGAGCAUCAAGUAUGGCUGACUCAGACUCGUCGAGUCCACGUGUGGAAUAUGGAUCUCGAGGAGGAGUCAAUGGCGAAGAGAGGAAAAUGGAACCCCCACGAGAUCCAUAUAAUAUGGUGUAUAUCAUAUUCUACUGGCUGGGCAUGGGCUCGUUACUUCCGUGGAACUUUUUCAUCUCUGUGACUGGUUAUUGGAUGUACAAAUUCCGGGAUGUGACCGAUGUGGAGCCCCACCAUCAUGCUUCCAACUUCACCCGGGCCCAUGGAAACGAAACCAACCCCCUAUCACCCCUGCAACUGAAAUGGAAUUCGUAUCUCUCAAUUGCGGCCGUCAUUCCCAAUGUGAUCUUUGUUCUCCUGAACGCCAUUUUGGGGCAUCGAUUCCGAACUCAACCGAGAAUUAUGUUCGCCAUUGUGACUAUCAUGAUCACGUUCAUAUUCACCGAUGCCCUCACUGUGGUCGACACGGAUCCUUGGCAACACGAAUUUCUCAUCCUCACGUUGAUCAUGGUGGUCAUAAUCAACAUCAUGGUAGCUAUAUUCCAGGGUGGUCUGGCCGGUCUGGCAGCCCAAUUUCCCCCGGAGUACAUGGGUUCCGUUUGCCAAGGGCAAGCGUUAGGCGGGAUUUUUGCCUCAGGAACCAAUGUUUUGACCCUUGUCUUGGGAAGUAACGGCGAGGAGUCAGCGUUGUGGUGUUUUUUGGUCACGAUCAUAUUCCUGGGCACGUCCUUUGCCGCAUUCAUUGUUCUUACACGCACGGCAUUUUUCAAGUUUUAUGUCAAAGAUGGCCCUCAGAGUGAAUCCGAUGAAAGCACCCCACUGAUAACUCCAGAUCAUAUGGAUGUCCGAGAAGCUACCACGAGAGUUUGUGUCAUCCAUGUUUUCAAGCAGAUCUGGGUCUGGACUUUGGCCGUAUUCCUUUCGUUUGCCGCAACCCUGAGUGUUUUCCCUGCCGUAACGGCCCUGACACUGAGCACAGGAUACAAUGACGGAGGUCGUUGGAGUACGGAAUACUUCAUACCAGUCACCUGCUUUGUAUUUUUCAACGUGGGUGAUUAUGUCGGCCGAAUUCUGGCGGGUGUAGUCCAAUGGCCCAAGGCAACCCAAUCGGGUAGUUGGUCUGUGAUGUGCAUGUCUUUGGCCAGAAUGGCUUUCAUCCCAUUGUUCCUCUUCUGCAAUGCCAGUCCGUCCAAUCGCGUUUAUACACCGGUGCUCUUCCACUCAGAUAUUGCUUUCAUCGUUUUGGUCAUUCUCUUCUCCAUAUCCAAUGGAUAUGUUGGCAAUAUUGCCAUGAUGUACGCGCCCAAAGUUCUGACCGAUAGCCAAUCUCAAUCCACAGCAGCAUCCAUCAUGGUUUCAGCCUUGGUCAUUGGCCUAGGUUGUGGGUCCCUUAUGAGCACAGUUUGGGUGGCCUUACUUUAGAUCUGUGAAAAUGAUCCAGCAUGGAGACUGGUGAUGAGUGUUGUAACCAAGUGGGGUACCUGAAACUAGAGAAAUAGCUCCGUAGUGGCAUCCAAAUUCAUUUUUAAAAGUUUCCAUUGAGCUUCCGACAAAAUUUAGAUUUCGCCAAUAAAAACGAAAACAUGUCGUCCAUUCCAAAGUGG
Molecule: messenger RNA, 1734 nt
Organism: Tigriopus californicus
Lineage: Eukaryota; Metazoa; Arthropoda; Copepoda; Harpacticoida; Harpacticidae
Product: equilibrative nucleoside transporter 1-like
Exons: 6
Coding region: 143-1552 (469 amino acids)
Biological process (GO): nucleoside transmembrane transport
Cellular component (GO): plasma membrane
Molecular function (GO): nucleoside transmembrane transporter activity
Source: RefSeq, a predicted model, not a curated record